Molecule: messenger RNA, 4160 nt
Organism: Nyctereutes procyonoides (raccoon dog)
Lineage: Eukaryota; Metazoa; Chordata; Mammalia; Carnivora; Canidae
Gene: GZF1
Product: GDNF inducible zinc finger protein 1
Exons: 6
Coding region: 282-2405 (707 amino acids)
Biological process (GO): negative regulation of transcription by RNA polymerase II; regulation of cytokine production; regulation of immune system process
Molecular function (GO): protein binding
Source: RefSeq, a predicted model, not a curated record
UGCCAGCCGCGUUCCGCCCAGCGGGGCCGUGGGUCCCGGGGGCCUGGUCCGGCGGACGCGCGGCGGCGGCGGCGGCGCCGGCUGGGAGGUGAGUGUGCGGCCCGCGGGCCCCGGGGCCCCUUGGCUCCAGCCUCCGCCUCCCGGUCGGUCCGCGCGUGCUCCGCCGGAGAAGCGUCGGGCCUCGGGGGCGGCCCGGGGCCGGAGGGCCAGGCCAGACCGCGCGGGAGCCGGGGACGCCUGCGGCCCAGCAGGCGCCGGAGUUAUUUUUAGAAAAAAGAAACAUGGAAAGUGGUGCGGUUCUGCUGGAAUCCAAAUCCUCACCCUUCAACCUUCUGCAGGAAAUGCACCAACUACGCCUUCUUGGUCACCUGUGUGAUGUGACUGUCAGUGUGGAGUACCAGGGUGUCCGUGAAGAGUUCAUGGCCCAUAAGGCCGUGCUGGCAGCCACCAGCAAGUUCUUUAAGGAGAUGUUCCUUAAUGAGAAGACUGUGGAUGGUUCGAGGACUAAUGUCUACCUAAAUGAAGUGCAAGUUGUUGACUUUGCCUCAUUUCUCGAGUUUGUGUACACUGCAAAGGUACAGGUUGAAGAAGACCGUGUGCAGCGAAUGCUGGAAAUGGCUGAGAAACUAAAAUGUCUGGACUUAUCGGAAACUUGUUUUCAAUUGAAGAAACAGAUGUUGGAGUCAGUACUUCUGGAGUUGCAGAACUUCUCGGAAUCUCAGGAGGCAGAAGCGAGCAGUGGCUCCCAACCCUCUGUUGCCCCUGACCUCGGGGCAAGUCCAGCAGUGGACAGUCCACUCCCUAAUGGCCUCGGGGAGUCAGAUCCCUUGGCCGAGACAAUCAGCAAUGGCAUGUUGCCAGAUACACCCCCAAGGAAGUCCAAGGAGAAACCAGAGAAGAAAAAAGAUGCAGUUAAGCCUCCCUACACGAAAAUCAGGAGGGCCAGUGGACGGCUGGCUGGAAGGAAGGUGUUUGUGGAAAUACCUAAAAAGAAGUACACAAGAAGGCUCCGGGAGCAGCAGAAAAGUGCUGAGGAUGACACAGGGGACCACUGCGGCUUCCAGGACCCCAGCUCCGACACCGCGGGAGCAGAGAUGGAGCCCAUCACAAAACGGGAGGAGGGUGGCGCAGGGCCUGUGGCAGCACAGGCGCUGCCAGCAGCGGGCCACGGGGAGGACGAUGAUGAGGACGACGAGGGUGAGAAGAGGAAGAGCAACUUCAAGUGCACUAUCUGUGAAAAGGCCUUUCUGUACGAGAAAAGCUUCCUGAAGCACAUCCGGCACCACCACGGGGUGGCUACUGAGGUGGUCCAUCGCUGUGACACGUGCGGCCAGACCUUCGCCAACCGCUGCAAUCUCAAGAGCCACCAGCGCCAUGUGCACAGCAGCGAGCGCCACUUCCCAUGCGAGCUGUGUGGCAAGAAGUUCAAGAGGAAGAAGGAUGUGAAGCGACACGUGGUGCAGGUGCACGAGGGCGGCGGCGAGCGGCACCAGUGCCAGCAGUGCGGCAAGGGUCUGAGCUCCAAGACGGCGCUGCGGCUGCACGAACGGACGCACACGGGCCACAAGCCCUAUGGCUGCACUGAGUGUGACGCCAAGUUCUCGCAGCCCUCAGCGCUGAAGACCCACAUGAGAAUUCAUACAGGGGAAAAACCUUUUGUCUGUGAUGAAUGUGGUGCAAGAUUCACUCAGAACCACAUGCUGAUUUAUCAUAAAAGGUGUCACACAGGUGAAAGACCUUUUAUGUGUGAAACAUGUGGCAAGAGUUUUGCUUCUAAGGAGUAUUUAAAACAUCACAAUAGAAUCCAUACUGGAUCCAAACCCUUUAAAUGUGAAGUUUGUUUCAGGACUUUUGCCCAGCGGAAUUCACUCUAUCAGCAUAUUAAAGUCCACACAGGGGAACGUCCUUAUUGCUGUGACCAGUGUGGUAAGCAGUUCACCCAGCUCAAUGCUCUCCAGCGUCACCAUCGCAUCCACACGGGGGAGAAGCCAUUCAUGUGUAAUGCAUGUGGGCGGACGUUCACUGACAAGUCCACUCUGAGGCGGCAUACCUCGAUACAUGAUAAGAAUACUCCAUGGAAGUCUUUCCUUGUCAUUGUAGAUGGCUCACCCAAGAAUGAUGACACGCACAAGACUGAGCAGCCGGAUGAAGAAUAUACGCCACCCAAACUUUCGGAUAAAUUGCUGUCUUUUGCAGAAAAUGGCCAUUUUCACAACCUAGGCACAGUCCAAGGCAGCAUACCUACAGUGCACGAGAACAAUUCUGCAGAUACAGCCUACAAGUCAGACCGUUGUGUGGGGUCUCAGGAAACGUUGCUGGCCACUACCAUCAGUGAGCUUAGCGAGCUGACUCCACAGACAGACCCGAUGCCCACACAGCUUCACUCGCUGACCAACAUGGAAUGAGCGCUUACUUACCUGCCAGGCAGAUGCUACGCUGCAUCUCAGCAUGGGUGAUUGCUGUACGUGGAUUAACACCAGGGGCCAAGAUCUGUCUGUGGACAGAGUGGACAAGAAUACCUUGUGCACAUUUUCCUGAAUCUCUGCUAACUUGCACGUCUUUCUCAAAGCGUUUUUAGAGCUUCCCCUUAAAAAUCCCAGUCCGCAUGAUCUCAGCUACACUUGAUCAACAAACAAGGCAGUUAUUAACAUGACCUCACUGAAUCCUGGUGCAGGUCAGAUGUGAAACCGUAACGCAUGUCUUGACGGGUAUGAAGUUUGGGCAACUACAUAAUUGUAGAAUACAGAGUCCUGGCCCAGUUACUGUUAGCAAUCUCCCUGGUCACAGCCUGCCUUACCCUUCCGUGUGGGUUUAUUUCCCUGAUACUUUUAAGCUAUUUUUCUACCAAGCUGAAGUAAAACUGGGACCAUGUAUUUCAGCUCUUUCCUCUUGAACUGAAGCAAGUCCGAUUCGCUCUGGGGACCUUGAGUUGGAUUGAAGAAAUGGAUGGUUGCAUUUAUUCCCCUUCGCCUCCUGUCUGUAGGCACUAAAACAGGAGUGACAGAUUCGAACACUUGAAAAUGGCUUAGUCUUCACAGCUAGGAAGCUGGCCAUGGAAUCACUGCUGAAAUGAAGUUGGGUUUCAUUCCUAAAGUCUGAUUAGGUACAAGCUGUCCUACCAAAGAUUCUAGCAGCAAAUGGUGUCGUAGUUUUUGCAGAUACGAAAAGUGAAGCAAGAGGUUUUGAACACUCAAAACACUGUGGAGUCCUUUUAUUCACCAGUAGCAGUGGGGUGAUCUGACAAAUCUUAGAACACAGUGUUAGCAUUUUUGGCUGGGUUUUCCUGACUUACUCUGUGAUUUUCAAAAACCCAGAAUUUCUCAUCUACGCAUCAGGAGCUUGAAACGGGCAAGUAAUUUCCACACAUCUAUUUCCUUGGAAACAUGAGCAUGUAAGCGGAAGGGAACUCGUCUUUGAUGAUGCCUUAAGAGCGGAUUGUGAAGAACCACUGACUGUCUCCAGUGCUCGUGUGGCUGGCCCCUGCUGGCCUUCUGCUUAAAAUGAAUUUGCAGUGUAGUUCCGCUGUAUUUGCUAAGCCUGAAUCCUGCUUCCAGUGGCUCGGGUGUGUUACCGCAUGCUAAUAAGUGCUUUGACUCACAUGUAACCCUCAACACAUUAAAGAGAGAACCGUGAAGAAUUCUUUUGUUCACUAGUUGCUAUUUUUCUUACGUUUUAAUUUAUUGAACUUGCUGUGAAAACACACUCACUUUCUAAGAGGAACGUACUUUAUCCUGAGGUCCAGGAUGAAGAUGCAGCUGCACUAUGUCAGAAACUAACGUGGGAAGGCUUUUCCCUCAAUGCUUAUUUUCUAACUCGUAACAUGUUACAUUAAUAGUAAAGCCACUCUGAGAUGUUUUAGGUGCUGAUAACCUGUUUCACACUUGCUCUUGAAGAUGGCAGUACUGAAUUUUCAACCAUGACAGCAUACUCUGGUUGUGUUUACAGAACAACAAAACUGUCACACAACCAUUUCACUCUUCGUGAGAGAAUGAGCCUGCCCAGCGGAUGUAUUGUUUCAUGGAGUAAAGUCAUCUUAAUGAGAAGGAAUUUAAAUAGAUUAUUUUGUUACCUACUCGAAGAAUUUGUCUUGAAUUUGUUUCUUUAGAAAUUCUACGAAAAAUCAUUUAAUGUGUUAAUAAAUGUUUGCUUUCUAAAAAGUU